Messenger RNA from Planococcus citri (citrus mealybug), 1087 nucleotides. RefSeq names its product cathepsin G-like. Gene Ontology annotation, biological process: proteolysis. Gene Ontology annotation, molecular function: serine-type endopeptidase activity. Lineage: Eukaryota; Metazoa; Arthropoda; Insecta; Hemiptera; Pseudococcidae. The record is from RefSeq and is a predicted model, not a curated record. Bases 102 to 1061 code for a protein of 319 amino acids. The transcript is spliced from 7 exons.
AAUCGUAAAUCACUCAUGAACAUAAGUAAUUCUAUUUUAUGUUCAUGAAAAAAAUUAUUAUACUUUGUAAAAUUCACUCGUAUUCUUAGGUACUAUACGUCAUGGUUCAAGCUAGAAAAAUUAUUGCCAUCAUCUGCGUAGUGCUCUUGUUCAUAAUAAUUGUUAUAACGAUGGGCAUAAUUUUAUUCAUAGAAUGGGUAGACUAUCGUUCUUACGAGGUGGCUCGAAAACAAUGUUACGAUUACGUACAGUUUGCCUGCGAUCACCCAGUUACCAAUAAUACUACAAAUAGUCCUUUAAGCCCGAUUAUGGGAGGCAAAGAUGCUCUAGAAGGAGCGUUUCCUCACAUGGCGUGUUUAGAGAUGGCAGAAGAAACCACAGCCAAUCGUUGUGGCGCGACAUUAAUCAGCGCAAAAUUUGUACUAACUGCGGCCCAUUGUGUAUCUCGUUACAACACGACUCGAGUCACUGUUAAAUUAGGAAGUGUGUACUGCGCUAGCGGGAAAAUUCAUGGCGUUAAGAAAAUGAUUAUUCAUAGGUCAUUCGACUCCAAGACUGCUGCAAACGAUAUCGCUCUAUUAGAACUAGACGUAAAAGUAGAUUUCUCACCAUACAUCAGACCAAUAUGUUUAAGCACAAUAAUCGACUAUGGUGUUAAAAAUCUCUUCGUAUCCGGAUGGGGCAGAGAUGAGAAUAAUAAGCUAUCGGAUCGUCUUCAAGUAGUGGAAACAUACGUUGACGAACGAGUUUUGGCAACAUGUGUAAAUCAAUUCGGAUUUGAAACUCAUCCUACGAAAAUUUGCGCUGCACAUCCUACUCAACGUAAAAGCGCCUGUCAAGGUGAUUCUGGAGGACCUCUGCAGAGUCUUAUGGAUGAUCAGUUGUGUCCAAAUGUUUACAAACAAAUUGGUAUUGUUUCUCACGAUGCUAAUGUAAACUGUACGGUGAAAGCAAAUCAGCCACAUGUCGUUGCCUACACCAAAGUGCGCCCUUACGUUCCUUGGAUCGUGAAAAACGUUUGGCCAGAGUUGUUACCAAAUACACUGGGGUUGCUGACUUGAAACGCAUGCUCAGCUCAUAGUUUAAA